AUGGAAAAGGAAAAAAAGAAAUCUCUUUUGGAAAGAUACAACAUACCAGUGCACUAUUUGGAUUUCGCUCAUGUGGAAAAGUGUACAAAUGCUCGCGAAAUGGAGAAAAUCGUCCAAAUCCUGCGCUCCGGCGAGGAAGGACAUUAUCCGGACUUGCAAAAAUGUGCGGAGGAGAAACUGAAGGCACUGAAACCGGAUAGCAAGCUAUUUCGCUAUGAGGAACAAAUAAAGCCAAGCACUGUCCUGGACAAAACCGAACUAAAACCCAUUUUGGAUUGGACUGACUCCAUUAAAACAAAGGACAGUGCUCUCAAUGAGCUGAAGAAGGUUAAGCAGAAUUUGAAUCUUCCAUCUGUGCGUAAACUUUCCAAAAUCGAUUUGGAGAAGCAAAGUGAAGCGGAGAAACCAAAACCAAAGCCAAACGCUGCAUCUCAGACCAAUACCACGAAUAAGGAGGCUCGAAUCAAGUCUACGGACUACAGAAAAUGGGAUAAGUACGAUCCCGAUGAGGAGAUACUGCGCAUGGAUUUGAAUGAGGAACGCGACCAGGAGCAGAUAGAGAAAAUCAUUUCCAGUCACAAUAAAUCGAUUGCCAAGGAAGAGUUACAGAGCGAAAGGGAUUCUCUAUAUGAACGCCUCCAAGCACAGCUAAAGAAUCUAAGCCAGCUGGAGAAGGAGCAAUAUGCUGAAAGACAUCGACUGCGUGGCAAUGAGAGCUUCAAGGCCAAGGAAUAUGAAAAUGCCAUUGAGGAGUACAACUGUUCCAUAAUAUACGAUCCUGAGAAUGCAGUACACGCUUAUAAUAAUCGCGCUGUCGCUCAUCUCAAGUUGAAGAAAUACUUUUCGGCCAUAUCGGACUGCCAAGCCUGUCUCCAGAUCGAUCCGAUGAAUAUUAAGGCACACCUUCGUAUGGCUGAGGCCCACAAUGCCGAAGGGAGACAUCUUGAGUCCCUAAACGCUUACAAAAAGGUCCUCGACCUUGAGCCAGAUAAUGCCAUAGCCAAGAAGGCCGUGGAGAAGCUAACUUCGAUGCUGGGUGAGGUGGCUCCGUCCUCUGCCACACGUUUGAUAAUUGAGGAGAUCGAUCCUCCGCAACUGAAGACUUCCGAACCCAAGAAGGUGGCUGAGAUAAGUGACCCAACUGUGGUCAAGAAACCCGAACCAGCCGCCUUGGCAAACAAACCACCACCCAUUAAAGACUACGAUCUAGCCGAGUUGGUCAAACCGAAUCGAAUGGUAAAAAGCAACUUGGUGUCAGCCGCCGAGGCCUUGGGUAAUAAGUUGCAGGCCACCAAGGGAGGUGCUGCUCCAAAGAAGCCACAAAAUCCUCCCAUGACACCAAAGGAAACCUUACUGCGUUUGCCACAGGACAACCUUAACAAUAGCAAUAAACUUCUUAUACAGGAAAUUUAGAGAACUGCAUACAGUAUCUGCAGCGUGAUGUUUUUACGAUUGUAAACUUGUUUAAAAAUAUAUGUAAUGCAAAUAAAUAGUGGAAAAAUCA
Molecule: messenger RNA, 1504 nt
Organism: Drosophila sechellia
Lineage: Eukaryota; Metazoa; Arthropoda; Insecta; Diptera; Drosophilidae
Gene: Spag1
Product: Spag1 axonemal dynein assembly factor
Exons: 5
Coding region: 1-1413 (470 amino acids)
Cellular component (GO): mitochondrion; cytosol
Molecular function (GO): heat shock protein binding
Source: RefSeq, a predicted model, not a curated record